AUGCUGUCAUUUACAUCUAUAGUGAAGGUAUCAGACUAUAUAUUGUCAAGACCAACCUUGUCCAAGAUUGUUGUUCCAGUAGCCAAGACCUUCUGUGCUUACGCUGGUUACAGAGAGAUGGGAUUAAAGUUCAAUGAUUUGAUCUUGGAAGAAACACCUAUCAUGCAAAAGGCUAUUUCUAGAUUGCCUCCUAAUGAGAGUUAUGCUAGAGUCUACAGAAACAUCACCGCCCAUCAGUUAUCCUUGUCUCAUGAGUUAUUACCUCCAAACAAAGCUGUCAAGCCUGAAGAAGACAACCAUUACUUGGUUCCAUACAUCUUAGAAGCCGAGAAGGAAGCCUUCGAAAGAGCUGAAUUAGACAACAUUGAAGUCACCAAGUGA
Molecule: messenger RNA, 381 nt
Organism: Yamadazyma tenuis ATCC 10573
Lineage: Eukaryota; Fungi; Ascomycota; Pichiomycetes; Serinales; Debaryomycetaceae
Gene: QCR7
Product: ubiquinol--cytochrome-c reductase subunit 7
Biological process (GO): mitochondrial electron transport, ubiquinol to cytochrome c
Source: RefSeq, a predicted model, not a curated record